Molecule: messenger RNA, 1443 nt
Organism: Entrophospora sp. SA101
Lineage: Eukaryota; Fungi; Glomeromycota; Glomeromycetes; Entrophosporales; Entrophosporaceae
Source: the annotation of a GenBank genome assembly
AUGAAGGAUUAUAAACUAGUUGUUUUAGGCUCAGGAGGUGUAGGGAAAUCUGCCUUUACAGUUCAAUUUGUCCAAUCAAUGUUUGUAGAAAGAUAUGACCCUACAAUCGAAGAUUCAUAUCGUAAAAAAGUAGAAAUUGAUAAUCGAAUAUGUAUGUUGGAAAUAUUGGAUACGGCAGGAACUGAACAAUUUACUGCAAUGAGAGAUUUAUAUCUGAAAAAUGGACAUGGAUUUAUUUUAAUAUAUGACCCUACAAUCGAAGAUUCAUAUCGUAAAAAAGUAGAAAUUGAUAAUCGAAUAUGUAUGUUGGAAAUAUUGGAUACGGCAGGAACUGAACAAUUUACUGCAAUGAGAGAUUUAUAUCUGAAAAAUGGACAUGGAUUUAUUUUAAUGUUUUCAAUCAUUGAUCAAUCAACAAUUCAUGAUUUGGUGGAAAUAAGAGAACAAAUAAUUAGAUCAAAUCUUUCCAUCGCCUCAAUAUCUAAUCUUAUCACCAAUACAAAAAUCCUACCACCAAGGUUCCUCAAGUUUGAUUCAACUCUUUUAAAGAUUGAACAAGUUUCAAGACUGGUCGAUUGGAUAGAUCGUAAAGAUGGUAAAAAUUAUAAAUAUGAUGAAAUACCAUACAAAUUCAACUUGUUGGUUAGGGGAUCAAGGGAUAGUUUUGAUAACGAUUACAACGUUGUUAUUAGAGCAGGAGAUGAACAUAAUGAAAAGACUUUCUAUGCUCAUUCUGUUGUUCUAAGAACAAGAUCGCCUUAUUUUCAUACGGCUUUAAGUAGUGAAUGGGCAAGAAAAGAAGGGAACUCGAUUGUUUUCAUUAAACCUAACACCACUCCUGUUGUAUUUGAUCUUAUCCUUGGCGGAAAGGUUGAUUUAAAUAGACAAGAUAAUAUGGAUAUACUUGAAUUACUUAUUACAGCCGAUGAAUUAUUAUUAGAUGAAUUGUUUGAUCAUGUACAACGUUAUUUGUUGGACUUCAAAAGCGAUUGGUUAAAAAGAAAUGUCGUUCAUGUUCAUCGUUUAGUCCAUUCCAACGAAAAUUGCAGUAGAUUAAAGAAUUUUUGUUUGGAAAUCAUAUGUAACGAUCCUUUUACACUUUUUAAUUCCAAAGAAUUUUAUUCAUUUGAUGAAACUUUAUUAAUUCCUUUAUUGGAAAGAGAUAAUUUACAAAUCCCAGAAUUAGAAAUUUGGAAUUAUUUGAUUAAAUGGGGUAACUUGGCUGAUGGUAAAGUGAGUAGAGUUGUAAGAUACAACUACGCUAUUAGAAUUAAAGAUAAAUCCCAUGGUCCUUGUUUUGGUGAUAAAGAUCUUUGGAUGAAAAAUAAUUUCAACGGAUACGAGAAUUGUUCUUCCGAUAAAGAUGAUUACCAAGAGAAAAUCACUACUUUAAAUAAAUUCUGGGUGAUAGAAUAUGAAGUUUUUCAAGUUAUUAAAAAAUGA